Trichophyton benhamiae CBS 112371 is the source of this 285-nucleotide messenger RNA. RefSeq lists its product as uncharacterized. Lineage: Eukaryota; Fungi; Ascomycota; Eurotiomycetes; Onygenales; Arthrodermataceae. The transcript has a single exon. The record is from RefSeq and is a predicted model, not a curated record. Bases 1 to 285 code for a protein of 94 amino acids.
AUGUCUAACCCAGAACAAAGAGCGUACGAAGAGGAAAUAGCCGCUGCGAUGGCGGCCGCAGAAGCUGAAGCAGCUGCCCUGGCACAAGCUGAAGCAGAGGCAGAAGCUCAAGCAGCAGCUCAAGCGGAAGCCGAAGCACAGGCGGCGGCAGCAGCAGCAGCACGUGAACAGGCUCGUCAAGAUUCAGCAGAAGUCACCAGAGGCCUAAUGGACCCAGUCACUAUUCGCCAGCUGUCAUCCUCGGGACAUUUUGCACAGCGGGCCCGCGAAGGGAGGAAUCGUUAG